AUGCCUCUUCCUGUUUACCCUAAAAAGACAAUACACAUCACAUCUGAAAUCCAGUUUGAAAAAGAAAUAAAACGCAUCACAGAUCUGUUUAAAAAGAAAGAAUCUGAAGAGACUUGGGAACAAUUUAAGCAUGCUUUAAACAACCUAAGUCAAUGGAUCACACAAGACAAUAUACACCACUAUGCUACAUUUGAACAAUCAAUAAAGGAUCUCAAGUUACCCAUUAUUCAAUCACUUGCUUCUCCUCGUACUAUUUUAUCAGCAGCUGCUUCAGAACUCUUAAAGAUAACCGCACAAGCCAUGAAAUCAAGUUUUGCCACCAAGUUAAAUCCAACUUUUGUACAAGCCAUUAUCAAACAAUUCGGUAGCACGAACAAAGUCCAUACAACACGUGUCCUGAACGACUACAAAGAAAUUAUUCAAGCCUCUAAACUACCUAAAUGCAUUCCACUCUUUACUGAGUACCUCACUAACAAAGACAAACAUAAAAACAAUACGCAUUUACGUGCCUGUCUUUGUGAAUGUCUGUUGGUCUUGAUCCAAGUCAAUUCUGUAGAUCAUUUAAUCAAAUUUCAAGUCGAUAUUGAGAAAUCAAUUCGUGUGGCUUCUGUUGAUUCCAGUGCUCAAGUGAGACUCGCUAUUCGUGCUUGUUAUGCUGCUUAUGCUGAACAGUUGCCUGAACAAUCAAAUCAGUUUAAAGAGAGUUUAUCUGAAAUUGAACGAAAGCAUUUGGAUGUAUCGCCUGUGCCACGUAAAUCAUCUUCUUCCAGUUCACUUCCUGGACAUAAGAAAACAAAGGAAACAAAACGACCUGUCUUGGUGCGAUCCAGAUCAAGUGUACCACUCAUGGCACGAAAGCUAUCUAGUUCCACUUUGAAAGAACAGCCAAAGAAGAGGGACCAGCUCGAAAAGAAAGAGCAAUCCGAAAAUAAAGCUCAACCCGAGAAUAAAGCUCAACCCGAGAAUAAAGCUCAACCCGAAAAUAAAGAACAGCUAGAGAAUAAAGAACAGCUAGAGAAGAAAGAUCAAGAACAAACAAAAGAAUCCACUGUUCAAGCAUUAAAAGUACCUGAUACCAAUUUAGAAUUAAGACAAGACAUACCUAUACCUUCAGUCGAGAAGAAAUCUAAAAAAGUAACUAUUGUCACAACAGGCAUGAAACGACGCUAUGUCUCUCUGCCUGCACCUAAUAAAAAGACAAAAGCACUUCCUCCCAUGUCUACAGCACUUAAAUCCAGAUCUUCUUUACCAGCAAGAACAUUAUCACCACAUCCUUCUAUCUCGUCUUCUUCACAGCUCAAGAAAUUACAGUCUAUCACUAAUGUUGUUAUAGAGAAUCCUAGAAAAAGAAGCUUGGAUCAAACUCAAUCUACCAGUGAGCCCCUAAGCGAACCCAAGAAACUUAAGCCAAAGGAACCGACUUUAUUACAUCGUUUUGGUAACCGACAAUUUGCCCCUAAACCUCUAUUUACAAAACGAAGCCAUUUACUGAAAUUAAAAAAAGCAAAUCAUCAAUAA
Gilbertella persicaria is the source of this 1518-nucleotide messenger RNA. Its product is annotated as clasp N terminal-domain-containing protein. Bases 1 to 1518 code for a protein of 505 amino acids. Gene Ontology annotation, biological process: microtubule cytoskeleton organization. NCBI's taxonomy places the organism in Eukaryota, Fungi, Mucoromycota, Mucoromycetes, Mucorales, Choanephoraceae. The transcript is spliced from 3 exons. Gene Ontology annotation, molecular function: microtubule binding. Gene Ontology annotation, cellular component: cytoplasmic microtubule. The record is from RefSeq and is a predicted model, not a curated record.